GUAUUACAAUAUAUUGGACAUCCACUUAACACUUCAGAGAUCCCUAAAUUUGAGUGUCUUUUACUUCAUACUACUGUUUCAGCUGGCUUGGCAUUUCAGUGGAUUGAAAAUCCUGAAGUUAAAGCAUUAUUUCAGUUUAUUAGUCCACUUUUAAAAUUGCCUGAUAGAAAAUCUCUAAGCGAUCGUAUUUUAACAAGUAUGGCAAAUGAACUACAAGAAUCAAUUAUGGAACUUGCCAGUAAAGACAAAAUUGGAGUCACAAUCGCUUUUGAUGGUUGGUGUAAUAUAGUAAAACAAGAAAUAAUGGGAAUAGUAUUCAUUACAUCUUCAGGUGAAGUUUUAAUUUGGAUAGCUGAUAAUAUAAGUAGGGAAAGACAACGGCAAGAAGAAGUAAUUUCUAGGAUUUGUGCUCUUUUUGCAGAAGCUGAGGAAUUAAAUAUAAAAGCAAACUGUCUUGUAACUAAUUCCGCUAGUACAUAUGCUGCGGCUAGAUGUUAUUUGAGAAAUGAAAUGCGUGAUAAGGUGUUUAUUCCAUGUUUUGCCCAUCAGGCAAACUGUUGUAUUGGCGAACUAUUUAAGGAGUCUCUUUCAUUUAAAAAUACAAAUAAAAAUGCAAUUCGAAUAGUUACAUUCUUUCAUCAUUCAGUAUAUUUUACUGCUAAAUUGCGUGAUGAACAAUUAAUAUUUAAAAAUCUUGAUAUUUCGCAAUUUCGAACAAAAAUGAUUACGAGACUCGAAAGAAGAUGGAGUACAUGGGAACAACCAAUUCUACUUCUUUCUUUUUUAUUAUAUUAUUUUAAAGCAUGGUUUGGUUCUGAACCUAAUAAGUUAUUAUUUGAAUUUGAAUUAUAUAAGCAACAAAAAUAUCCUUUUAUUGAAAAAACUUUCAAACAAUUUAAUGGUGAUAUCAUUUUUUGGUGGUCAUAUAAUUCCAGGAUAGCACCAGAAUUAAGUUGUAUAGCAUGUCACUUAUUUGGUAUAUGUGUUACAACAGCUUCAGUAGAAAGGCUUUUUUCUACUAUGGGUUUUCUACAUUCACCAUUGCAUAACAAACUAAAAAAUUACAAAGUUUUUCCUUGCGGUACCCUAAUUGCGAUAAGUCAACUUCGUGCAGAGAUUUUGAGAACAAGAGAAUCUAAAUUUAAUUACAAUCAAUCAAAUUUACCUUCAUCAUCUGAUUUUUUAUCAGCCUCAUCUAAUCAAAGUCAAACAUUUGAAUCAAAUAAUGAAGAAACAGACAGAGGCAUUAAUCUUAAAGAGGAUAAUAGUAUUAAUUCUGAAACUGAUUGGGAUUUUGUUAUUAAUGAAUGGGAGGAAUUAUUAAGUGAUGAACAAUUGAAUGAAGAAUCUGAUAAAGAAUCUGAUAACGAGAUAGAUAAUGAAUUGGAUUUUUAUGAUUCUGAAAUUCAUCUGGCAGAAAAUCAAUCAGCAAAAUGGAAAUUGGAAGAUUUAUUUUUAUCUAAUUUGCCACCUUUAGUUUUUGAAUUAUAA
Cetraspora pellucida is the source of this 1491-nucleotide messenger RNA. The record is from the annotation of a GenBank genome assembly. Lineage: Eukaryota; Fungi; Glomeromycota; Glomeromycetes; Diversisporales; Gigasporaceae.